Messenger RNA from Cercospora beticola, 1689 nucleotides. RefSeq lists its product as uncharacterized. The record is from RefSeq and is a predicted model, not a curated record. NCBI's taxonomy places the organism in Eukaryota, Fungi, Ascomycota, Dothideomycetes, Mycosphaerellales, Mycosphaerellaceae. Gene Ontology annotation, molecular function: catalytic activity.
ACAAGUUACGGCAAAGCGCUUUCUGUGCAAUACCGAUAACAUGGCAUCUUGGCCACACGACUGGGAAGACCAGCCAGAUCGAUCAGCUUACACGACUCGUGAUAGCAUAGACCACAUAUGGCACCGUCUUGGUCUUCCUGCGCAGGCCCGCAAUUUUCUCCAUCUUGACCUGCCCGACGAGGAUCAGAAAGCACUUCCAUCUUCCUUCAAGAUCGGACAUCUUGCUCAAGCUUCAAUAGGCCUUUCUGCUCUGUCAGCAGCUUUGGUCCAUUCUCACAUCCAUCAGAGCACGGAGUCUACUAAAAUCAGCGUGCCGCUCAAACAUGCUGCGGUCGAAUUCAGAUCUGAGCAUCACUACCUGCUCGAUGGCAAACCUGCUCCAUCUUUGUGGGGACCACUUGGAGGUUUACACAAGACCGCAGACGGAUACGUGCGUGUGCAUGACAACUUCCUCAAUCAUCGAAAGGCGGCUUGUGAGAUCCUCGGGCUUGAUGUGGAGAUAGCCACAAAGGAUGACUUUAGCCAAAAGGCCCUUCAGUGGAAAGCACUAGAGCUGGAGAAAGCGGGAAUGGGAAAGGGCGCUGUAAUUUUCGCGUUGCGGUCGUAUGAGGAAUGGGAGAACUCGGCUCCAGGAAAGCAUAUCAUGGCAGGACACAACUUUCCAGUACGAGUACAAAGAAUCAGUCCGCAGGGUGGAGCUACUCAUUCGGUCUCUGAUCAUUUCCCAAAGAAAGCAGAUCGGUGUCUACGAGGCGUGCGAGUCCUCGAAUUGAGUCGUGUCAUCGCUGCUCCUGUCGCUGGUAAGACUUUGGCAGCCCAUGGGGCAGACGUCCUUUGGGUGACUUCACCAAACCUUCCAUCAUUACCUGGCUUGGACAUUGAUGUGUCUCGCGGUAAACGCACAAUACAGCUCGAUCUUGAUACGGCAGAAGGCACUCAGGCAUUGCAUUCCCUCGCACGCAAUGCUGAUGUAUUCAUCCAGAGCUACAGACCUGGCUCGCUGGCUGCUCGUGGCUUCAGUCCUCGCGCGCUGGCUGAAGAGAACUCAGGAAUAAUAUACGCCACCUUGUCCGCCUGGGAUGACGGACAUGGAGAAGGGCCUUGGUCCAACAGCCGUGGCUUCGACAGUAUGGUUCAGAACGCAUCCGGGAUGAAUGUGAGUGAAGCUGAACACUUUGGAGAUCCGAGUGUACCAGCUCGUGCCCUGCCUGUACAAGCUCUUGAUCACGCAGCCGGAUAUCUUCUUGCUACCGGAAUCAAUGCUGCGCUGUAUCGGAGGGCGACGGAGGGGGGCAGCUGGGAAGUACAUGUAAGUCUUGCGGGUGUGAUGAAGUAUCUGCGAAGUUUGGGCCAGUAUCCGGGUCGAAACGGCUUCGAAUGUGAGCCGCUAGGAGAUAUUUCCUCCUACUUGGAGACGAGAAGGACCGAUUUCGGAGAGCUGAGCGCUGUGCGACAUUCGGCGAGUGUAGAGGGCAAAGAGCCUGGUUGGGAGGUCAUGCCAAAGAAGCUGGGUAGCGAUGAAGCAAAGUGGUUGUGAUCGAAUGAGUAAAGAGACGACCAAGCGAAGUCCUGCAGAGUCAGAUGAUACUGUACAUGGCAAGUGCCGAUUUUGUGUCUAUUAUCGUAACAUUAAGCUCGCUCAGUCCCACCUGAAUGAAUGUUAGCACGGAUGAAGACUACCAAAAACAG